Auanema sp. JU1783 is the source of this 2106-nucleotide messenger RNA. NCBI's taxonomy places the organism in Eukaryota, Metazoa, Nematoda, Chromadorea, Rhabditida, Rhabditidae. The record is from the annotation of a GenBank genome assembly.
AUGGUCAAAUCGGCCGAAGAACAGUCAGAACCAUUUCUGACUCAAAAACGACCUAAUAUGGGUGGUUUAAUUGAUAAUUUUCGUUCAUACCCAACGACAGUAUUUCUGAUGCUUGGGAAUGAAUUCUGUGAACGUUUCUCGUUUUAUGGAAUGAAAGCCAUCUUAACAUUGUAUUUUAUUAUUGAACAUCACUAUUCGCCAAGCACAGCAACACUCAUCUAUCAUGGCUUUACCUGCUUAGCUUAUACAUCACCACUUAUUGGAUCUCUCUUAGCUGAUUCUUAUUUGGGAAGAUUCAAGGUUAUUCUCUAUGGUUCCAUGAUAUAUGUUCUUGGUCACAUACUCUUGUCCUUCGGUGCCAUUCCAACGUUUGAAUAUACUACUCGAACGUUCUUUGAUUUCUCCGGUUUAAUCGUCAUUGCUUUUGCUACAGGAGGAAUAAAGCCUUGUGUAUCGGCAUUUGCGGCAGACCAAUUUUCUGAACAUCAAGAAGAUUUGCGAGCACAAUUCUUUUCCUUCUUCUAUUUUGCUAUCAACGGAGGCUCAUUCUUUGCAAUUAUCUUGACUCCAAUUCUACGAGGAAGAGUUUCAUGUCUUGGAUCAGAAUAUUGUUUCCCAUUAGCCUUUGGAGUCCCCGGAGUCUUGAUGCUUAUUGCUCUUCUUUUGUUCUUAAGUGGAUGGAAGAAGUUCAAGAAAUAUCCUCCAAGCAGGGAAAAUAUCUUGUUCGCCGUAAUUUCAUGCAUCGGAACAGCAGCCUACCGUACAACUUCAGAGAAAUCCUCCAAGCCCGUCGCUCAUUGGCUAGACAGAGCUGCUCCUAAUUAUACUCCCGAAAUGAUCAAAGCCGUUCGUGGGUUUGUUAAUGUGGCUGUAAUCUUCUCACCGCUCGUUGUUUUCUGGGCUUUAUUUGAUCAGCAGGGGUCAACAUGGGUAUUACAAGCUCGGAGAUUAGAUGGAAGGAUUGGUUGGCUUACAGUCCUACCUGAACAAGUCAACACGUUAAACCCCUUGAUUGUGUUAAUAAUGGUCCCAAUUUUCGAAGGAAUUGUGUAUCCAACAGUCAAGAAGUUCACAAAGGUAACACCUUUAAGAAAGAUGGCCAUUGGAGGCUUGUUGACGGCUUUAGCUUUCGUUAUGGCAGGGUUUUUACAAUUGGAAGUAAACAACACAAUGGAAGAACCUCCAACCAAUGGUAAUAUCUACGUACAACGAAUUGGAAAUUCGUCAAACUUGGGCACCCUCUCAUCUGUAAACGGUGAACUUGUGAAUGCUGGUAUUCUGCCAUCUGGACGAACAGAAAUGCUUAAUGGCAUGUAUUCGAUAAACGUCCUAAACGAUCAGCACUAUUUGAACUUGACAGAAUCGGGAAUGGGAUAUGUUGUGGGUCUUUUCGAUGGUACAGAUGGAAAAUCUCGCCUUGAUAUGUUCAAGUACUCCACGGAGAAAGCUGAUAAUGGAGCUUCUCGUAUCUAUCUUAUAGUACCAUCAAUGACCAAUGGAACGUUCUUUGUUGUUGAUAGCAAUGAACAUAUAGUUAGUCAAACACCACUGCGAUCAGGAGAAAAGGUUGAUAUUCGUCCACCUAUUAUUGGCAAACCUGAAUACAUGUUAUACUUUGGAGAAAAUUGUUCCGGGACGGAUUGCCCACGAUCACAACCAUUUACGAUCCAAAUGGGAUCAGUUCAUGUACUCCACAUACACGAUCAUACGGAUGAGAGCGAUUUUCAUCAAUUGGUCCGUCCAAAUACCGUAUCCAUAUUAUGGAUGAUACCCCAAUAUGUUGUUAUUACACUCGGAGAAAUUUUAUUAUCAGUAACAGGCUUGGAGUUUGCAUACUCUCAAUCAUCACCUAAUAUGAAGAGUGUCUUACAAGCUUUAUGGCUUUUGACAGUAUUCAUGGGAAAUGUUAUUGAUAUGGCAAUCAGUGGAACUCAUAUCAUUCCUGAACCGGCAGCUGAGUUCUUCGUUUAUGCAGUGCUGAUGGUCUUAGUUAUGGGAGUUUUCAUUCUAUUAGCAAUGCGUUAUGAAUAUGUUGAUGAAGAAGAAGCUAAGGAUAAAGCAAUUGAGACAAAAGAACGUCUGCCAACAGAAUCUUCAACAUAUUGA